AUGGCGGCAGACGACUGUCGGCGUGGUAAGAGGGCUUUUGCCAUCACCAGGCUCGAUCACGCCACCGAGGAGAGCCAAGCCGCCGCCUGCCGCGCUGUCCAAGACGCGCUGGCGGAGGUUGUGGCGGAUGACAUCGCCGCAGACUCGAUCGCUGUCCGGCGUCUGCUGGACAUCGACCCGGUCUCGCACAUGAGCCAGCGGGCAGUGGCGGUGACCGCCUCGUUUCUCGCCCGUGAUCACACCGUGUACCAGAUCAAGGUCCAGAUCGGGACCGCCUCGUGGCGGCUACUCCGCCGGUUUGCCCAGUUCCGCGCCCUCGCUCGCGAUCUUGUCGCCGAGCUCGGAGACAGCGCGCCGUGGGCGUGUCUCAUGCCCAAGGCCUCGUACUUUGGAAGGAAGAAGCCGUCGGUUGUUGCCCACCGCAAGAACGCACUCAACGCCUUUCUCCAGGCCGCUGUCGCUGACGACGCCGCCUGGGCGUCGCCGUUCUUGCAGAUAUUCCUCCGAGUCAAGGCCAACUACCGCCCGCUUCAGCCGCGGACAACAGCGUUCUCGCGUAAGGUCACUUCGCUGCCGCCGGGUGCCAUGUACGCCUCGCUGCCGUCGAGCCUCUCGGGCGCCAGCGCCGGCGCUGGCGCCAGUGCCAGCCUGGGCUCAAGGCCGUCGAGCUCGCCGCUCCGCGUCCCGCGGGCAGCCACAUCGCAGGCCGCCCGCGCCACAGCCUCGUCCGUUGGCACCGAUGCCUGGAUCCAGCUCUUUGCCUCUGGAGCGGUACCUGCAGACGUCAUGGCAGUAGCAAGCUCGGGCGACGCGUCGCCGGGCGCGCCGUCGUCGUACACGCAGCGCGUCGACGAGUGGUCAUCCCUCCCAGUCGCACCUACCAUGCGUCAGCUGCACACCACCACGCCGGUCGAGGACGACGGGACUGCGCCCGACGACUCAGUCUGUGACGGAACGUUUUAUACAGACGCCGGCGGCGUCUCUUCUGACGAUGACGAGUUCUUCUCGGCGUCGGGCGACGGCGGCUGAGUGCAUGCUACGCACGCGACGCUGCAAGCGCCUCGUACAGCUCGCCCAUGUCGUGGCGAAGCUCGAUGGAGCGGCAGAACCGG
Molecule: messenger RNA, 1112 nt
Organism: Thecamonas trahens ATCC 50062
Lineage: Eukaryota; Apusomonadida; Apusomonadidae
Exons: 2
Coding region: 1-1029 (342 amino acids)
Molecular function (GO): phosphatidylinositol binding
Source: RefSeq, a predicted model, not a curated record